AUGGAGGUUACCUCCACCUUCGUCUCCACCUCUUCGUCUUCGAAGUAUCUCACCUUAACUUCAUACUCUCCGGUGAUUCUUCCCGCUUCUAGUCUCCGUUCCAUCCGUACUGAUUUCCUCGGCUCCUGCCACACUCUCCGUCCUCCUCAUCCUCAUCAUCAUCUUCGAACUCGCGCGGGAAAACGGAGAAAUGGUCGUUCUUCUUCAACACGAUCGCCUCGUUUAGUCGUUAGAGCUUCUAUCGACUCUGGUCUGAUCCUUGUUGUUGUGGCUGUUACCGCUUUUUCCGCCAUUGCUUUCGCUUAUUGCCAAAGUACUUUCAGAAAACGUAAACUUCCCGACAAGACCAGUCGAGUUUCCGACAAAGUUGCAGCAUCUCCUGAAACGCUUCAUGGAGGAAGCAUCAGUAGUGUUGAGAGUCAGCGGGAAAGUCAACAUUUUGAUGUUCAUGAAGGCGCUCCUGUGGAAGUAAAUGGAGGUUUUAGAAAGAAGGUGGAAGAGGAGGCUCAUCAAACUGCUGUGAUGGAGUUAGAUUCAUUUGUGGCCAAAGAAACGGAGAUGGCAGCUGAGGAGUCACAGUUUGCUGUUGCCAGUGAACAUAGUUCUACAAAUGAUUCCCUUUCAGCUCCUAUGAGUAAUGGGUAUGUUGCUGUGACAUUGGGAGCACAAGCACCUGAAAAGCAAGUUGAAAACAUCGAAGAGAAAAUAGUUAGAGAUGAGUCCCUUUCAUCUUCUCUUAGUAAUGGGUCUGUUGCUUUGGAAUCAACCACAUUGGAAACAAAAACACCUGAAAAACAGAUUGAAGACAGCCAAGAGCAAAAGGUUACGGAUUAUGUUUUUUCACAGGAAGUGGUGGGAGUUCAUUCGAUUGCUUCUCCACAUGUGGUAGAUGAUGAUACACGUUCUCUCGAGCAUGAGUAUAAUGGUCUGAUCCAAAAGCCUAUCGAAUAUAGCAUUUUCACGGAGAAUAAGAGAGAAGAAAUUCACACAUUUUAUGGGUCUAAUCAUUCAUCACCAAGUUCUUCCAGGUUGACAAGUGUUAAAGCAGUCUCUCCUACUCUUACUUCUCCUGCAACUGAUAGUUUAUUGUUAGACCACAAGAACAAUGGAACCAUUGAUACUCAGUUCUCAGGACCAAGUUCUGGUCAGGCUCCUGGUUAUAUUGAAGAAGAGAAUCUUGUGGGACACGGUAACGGUGGUUUAUCCUUCCAAAGGAAUGAUGGAAGAAGAGACUGGGAAGUUCCAGAUGAUGUGAAGCAUGUGGUUCACCAAACUGAUGAAAGCAUGCCUGAGUUCCCUUCUCAGAUACUUAAUAGCAAUGGGCGUUCUGUAGAAACUACUGAUGCUUACUACCGAUUACUUAGAGAUGGGAGGCUAAUGGAUUGCAUAGACGCACUUGAAGAUCUGGAGAAAAGGGAUCUAUUGGACAUGGACAAGAUUUAUCACGCAAGCUUCUUUAAACUCUGCAAGAAGCAAAGGGCUGUCAAGGAAGCAUUUCGCUUUACCAAGUUGAUUCCAAAUCCAACCUUAAGCACAUUCAAUAUGUUGAUGUCUGUAUGUGCAAGCUCCCAGGACAUAGAAGGAGCUCGUGGAGUUUUGCAUCUGGUGCAAGAGAAUGGUAUGAUGGCUGAUUGCAAACUUUAUACAACUUUAAUAUCAAGUUGUGCUAAAAGUGGGAAAGUUGAUGCAAUGUUUGAGGUGUUCCACCAGAUGGCAAAUUCUGGAGUAGAACCCAAUCUUCACACGUUUGGUGCGCUUAUUGAUGGCUGUGCUAGAGCUGGACAAGUAGCCAAGGCAUUUGGUGCUUAUGGAAUUUUAAGGUCUAAGAAUGUUAAGCCAGACCGGGUUGUAUUCAAUGCCCUCAUCUCUGCAUGUGGUCAGUCAGGAGCUGUUGACCGUGCUUUUGAUGUGUUAGCUGAAAUGAAGGCUGAAACACACCCUAUAGACCCUGAUCAUAUCACAAUUGGUGCGUUGAUGAAGGCAUGUUUUAAUGCUGGACAGGUAGAACGAUCUAAAGAGGUAUACAAGAUGAUCCAUCAAUAUGGAAUAAAGGGUACUCCAGAAGUCUAUACCAUCGCUGUGAAUAGUUGCAGCAAGUCUGGGGACUGGGAUUUUGCAUGUAGCAUAUACAAUGACAUGAAAGACAAAGGUGUUAUCCCUGACGAGGUGUUUUUUAGUGCAUUGAUCGAUGUUGCAGGACAUGCAAAAAUGUUAGACGAAGCUUUUGGCAUUCUUCAGGAUGCGAAAUCUCAAGGCAUACGUCUGGGAACAAUAACAUAUAGCUCACUGAUGGGAGCUUGUUGUAAUGCGAAAAAAUGGAAGAAAGCAUUGGAGCUCUAUGAAAAGAUCAAGUCAAUCAGACUUAGACCAACUGUUUCAACAAUGAAUGCCCUUAUAACUGCCUUGUGUGAAGGUGGCCAACUUCCCAAGGCUAUGGAAUAUCUUGAUGAGAUAAAGACUUUGGGAUUAACACCAAACACUAUCACUUACUCUAUGCUCAUGCUGGCAAGUGAAAGAAAGGAUGACUUUGAGGUAAGUUUCAAGCUUCUCUCUCGAGCAAAAGAAGAUGGAGUAUCACCGAACUUCAUCAUGUGCAGAUGCAUAACAAGCCUUUGCAAGCGAAGGUUUGAGAAGGCUUGUGCUGCUGGUGAACCUGUUGUGUCUUUUAAAUCAGGACGACCUCAGAUUGAAAAUAAAUGGACAUCAAUGGCCUUAAUGGUUUACCGUGAGACAAUAUCAGGUGGUACGGUUCCUACUACAGAAGUAGUUUCACAAGUUUUGGGAUGCUUGCAACUUCCACAUGAUGCUGCUUUGAGGGAUAGGCUGAUUUCGAAUUUAGGCAACAUUUCUUCACAAAAGCAACAUAACAUAUUCCCACUAGUAGAUGGGUUUGGAGAGUAUGAUCCUCGAGCAUUUUCACUGCUUGAGGAGGCUACUUCUCUUGGAGUCCUUCCUUCUAUGUCCUUCAAUAAAGUUCCAUUGUUUUUUGACACGACAGAAUUGCCCAAAAACGUGGCUGAGGUUUACCUCUUAACCAUCUUUAAAGGUCUAAAGCAUCGCCUUGCAGCUGGUGCGAAGAUACCUCAUAUUAAUCUGAUCAUUUCCAUAGAAGAGAAGGAGAUCACGACUCCUGAAGGAGAGAAGACAAUUGACCUUGCAGGAAGGGUUGGACAAGAAAUUUCUGCGUUGUUGAGAAGGUUGGGGAUACCUUAUCAUAGAAAGGAUUCUAAAUUAAGAAUCAAUGGUGUUUCUUUGAAGAACUGGUUUCAACCAAAGCUUGACUCACCAUUCUCCACAAAGCCAGGGGACUUAAGAUCAUCACAAGUACCAUUAGGUAACCAAAUCACUCGCCAGCAACGCAGCAUUCGACUAGGGAACCUCUCACUUGAGUGA
Molecule: messenger RNA, 3393 nt
Organism: Eruca vesicaria subsp. sativa (arugula)
Lineage: Eukaryota; Viridiplantae; Streptophyta; Magnoliopsida; Brassicales; Brassicaceae
Source: the annotation of a GenBank genome assembly